Messenger RNA from Lottia gigantea (owl limpet), 630 nucleotides. RefSeq lists its product as hypothetical. The record is from RefSeq and is a predicted model, not a curated record. Gene Ontology annotation, cellular component: membrane. NCBI's taxonomy places the organism in Eukaryota, Metazoa, Mollusca, Gastropoda, Lottiidae. The transcript is spliced from 6 exons. Gene Ontology annotation, molecular function: G protein-coupled receptor activity. Gene Ontology annotation, biological process: cell surface receptor signaling pathway; adenylate cyclase-activating G protein-coupled receptor signaling pathway. The coding region runs from base 1 to 630 and encodes 209 amino acids.
AUGGCAGUGUGUCUGCACUAUUUUUAUCUGGUGGUAUUUUUCCUCAUGUUAGGGGAGGGAAUCGAGGUUCUCGUCACGAUUGUUAAAGUUUUCUCCAGUAGAUCAAAAUUACGAGAGAUCGUUAUAAUGGGGUGGGGUAUUCCAUUAAUAAUAGUAGCUAUAUCAACUGGGGUGACAGAACUAGAGGGCUAUGGUAAUUCUAAAUUUUGUUGGUUGUCGAUAGAUGGUGGAUUGAUUUGGGCGUUUUUAGGUCCAGCUCUGUUUGUAAUAUUUGUAAAUCAUCUGUUAAUGAGUAUUCUAUAUUUAACAGGUAAAUCAUCUGUUAACGAGUAUUCUAUAUUUAACAGGGCUGCUUUAAGAAGUAUUUGUGUAUUAUUACCAGUGAUGGGUGUAUCCUGGGUGUUCGGUAUUUUAUCUAUUAAUGAAGAUUUGGUGAUAUUUGAUUAUAUUUUUAGUAUUUUUAACUCCUUACAGGGGUUGUUUAUAUUUAUUUUCCAUUGUGUUAUUAAUCGUAAAGUACGAGAAGGAUUGGCCAAUCGUAGACGACGUUACAGAAGUCGACACACCUCUCUCUCUGCCCAGAAAUCAGGCUCACGAUCUGUUUUUGACGUAAGUGAAGAUUUUAACUGA